Penaeus chinensis is the source of this 3107-nucleotide messenger RNA. Its product is annotated as nuclear receptor-binding factor 2-like. The record is from RefSeq and is a predicted model, not a curated record. The transcript has 5 exons. The coding region runs from base 132 to 1073 and encodes 313 amino acids. Gene Ontology annotation, biological process: autophagy. Lineage: Eukaryota; Metazoa; Arthropoda; Malacostraca; Decapoda; Penaeidae.
GUAAGAGGGGAUCGAAGUGCUCUCGUCGCCGUUUUAGGAGAUUCAGAUUCUUCUUAUAAAGUCUCCAACUCCCUCUGCGACCACCAUCGAUCCCUGAACUGUGGCGUAAAUAUGGGUUGGGACUGUUGGGAAUGGACAACUCUCCUUUAAAUCAGGCGCACCGAGAGCAGCGUCGUGCCGAGGCGUUCCGGAGGGGCGGUCGGCUGGAGGAGGCAGCUGAGUGUCACGGUCGGGCUGGUGAACUACUACUAGCAGCGUUGACUCUCACACCAACUCCCCUAGCUAGGCAGAGCAUCACCCUCCAGCACAGUUAUCACCUUCGGCAGCAGGAACUUCUCAAGUUCCGUAGUAAACAGCUCGAGAAGUAUGUCAAGGCAAUGGAAAAUCAGCGCGUGAAAAUGGGUACAGCGAGCGGAAGCAGUGGUGGGGGGGUGGGACCUGGUGGGCGCGAAUUGACGCCACCAGGCCUCUACACUGCCAAAAGACCUCAGGCAUUCACGCAGGAAGUUACCAAAUAUGCUGAGAAAUUUGACUCCCUGUUAUCAUUGUUAAUCUUGGAAGAGGAUGAGGAAUUGGAUAAGGAAGAAGCAGAAGGUGAUAAAAGCACUCCCACUGAAGAGGCUGAAACCAAGGCCGGUGCCAAGGAAAACUCAAAAAUCUCGGGAGAAUUGGCAGGGAAGGCCAAAACGCCAGCCAGUGAGAAGGCAGAGGAAGCCGGCAGCAGCUCGGGACUCCUCCAUGGCCAGAAGAAGAAGAAAAACAUUUUGGUCAUCGUGGAGGAGCUGCGUACCCUGAGGGACCACCAGGCGGACCUCAUCUCGCAACUCAUGACCGAGCUGUCCCACAUGGAGAGGGAAAAUUUUCAGUUGAAGAGUCAGGUACGUGAGCUCCAGAAUAAGUGUGAGCAGUACGAGGGAGAACGGCGCCGCAUGCGUGCUCUGGCUGAUUCCAGCUGCUCGCCUUUUGUAUUUUCUCCGCUGAGUGAGAUAUCCCCAGACCCCCCAAGCGUCGACCUUGCCCCCUUAGAAAUGCCUCCUUUGGACUUCAUGGAAAAUUUUGAGAAAGAUUCAUAAUGAAUGGUGUAAGAAUAAUGUGAGUGAGUGAAGAAAACUGUCAAGGUUGGCUUAUAUAUUGGUGUUUUUUUUCCAUAGUAAGAAGGGCAUAUUGUAUCGAGUGAAAAGAUUUCCCAGAUUGGUGUCGUGAUGUGACUUUGUGAUGUUUGAAAUAUUGGGCUAAGAAUUGAGAAGUAUUUGUAAAGUCAAAAUUUGAACAUUGUUUACAAAAACUAACCUUUCUCUUUCUUUUCCCACUUUUUAAUUAGACUCCAAAAGUGAACAAAGUAUCAUUAAUUAACAUUUGUUAAUCCACAUCACAGGUGAAAUUAAAAAACUAUAUUUGUUUUUCUAUUACUGUUAGAAAAACAGUACUAUUUCAUUUGCUAUCAUUUAGUGUCUUGUUAUUAAGUGGUUAAAUGUUAUUAUAUAGGAAGUGAAGAACUGAGUGGUGUGGGGUUUAUCAAAGCAUUUCAGACUGUGUGAUGUGUGUGUUGAUGUAGUACUGAUUAUUUCCUGAUAUAAAAAAAAAAAAAUGCAUUAAAAAAUAAUGAUGACAGAAACGGUGAUUACUGUAAUUCCAACACGUUUAUCAAUGAUUGUUUAUCAAUGAUUGCCUAUAUUAAAAGUUAAAAGCAGAUGUGGAUUUCAGGAAUUUAAUCAGUAUGCAACUCCUAGUAUUAAACUGAGAAAGCUUUUUGAGUGUGUAAAAAAAAAAUGUUUGAUGAGUGUUCUGUUGAAGUGCACUUUGUAAUUGUUAAUGUGAUUUUCUUCUUCUUCUUUCUUUCUUUCUUUAUUCUUUUUUUCUCUUUCAUGUUCUUCUUCUUCUUCUUCUUAAAGAGACUUUCCUGUAUGAGUAAAAUGCAGUUCAGUGUUAGGAGCAUGAGAAUGAUAAACCCACAAUAUACAUAUAGCAUUGUUAGUUGAAGGUGAAAUGUCAGCUUUAUAGUCCAUCAUUAUACUUCCUGGAUAUGGGUAUAUGUAACACUAAGGUUGAAGAAAUUCAAUGAAACAUCAUUACCAAAAAAGUAUCAAUGUCAUGGUUCCUGCAUGGCAUUUUAUACCAGACUGUGAAAUGAAUUAUACAGAGAUAAUUUAUGUGGAUUCCGUUAAAUUCUGCCAAAAGUAGGAUCAAUGAGCACUUGACCUUAAUAAUUGCUAUAAGAGCAUAAGGAAGAGAAAAAGAAUGGUUUCGUCACCAAAGGGAGAUAUUUAUAUUUCAUAGUAACACCAAUACACCUUUCCUUUAGUUCAGGGUGAUUCUUCACAUUAAAGGAAAUGGAUUUGGGUCAGCAGUUUAUUUAAGGAACAUAAAACCUGCAGAUGAAGAGUGAUAGUGGUUUGCUCGUGCACUAGCAUUUGCCAAAAACUUUGUAGUUGGAGUUUUUUAUUUUAUGCAGUAUCUUGUUAAUGGGAGUGUAAAUAUCAACAAAGGAUCUUCCAUUAGUGAGCCAGAUAUGUUCUUGUCUUUUGGUAGGUAGCAAAAUCACCUCUUGCACCAGAAGAACUUGUUCUUCUUUAUAAAUAAUCCUGGAUCUAAACUUUAUGUCUUUGUAUGGUUAACCCACAUUGAUCUUAUUUCUGAGGUAUUUAAAAGCUUGCUAUUCAACAACAUUCAGUUGAAAAAGAUCAGAUCAGAAAUAUCCAUUGAUAUCAAACAUUACAUAACAAACUGAAAUCUUGUACUUUGUUUAUUUAUUAUGAUCAUUAAUCUUGGAUUUUCUUUCAGUUUCUGGUGCGCUACAGCAUGUACAAAUGUUAGGAUUAGAUGGUUAGAUUUUCAGUAGCUUUGAGUUAUGUGCUUUAGUGUAAUGGUCAUUACACUGAUAUAAGUCUUGAGAAUGAAAGACAAUGAUUUGUAAAAUAACUUUGUACUGCUUUGUACAUACAUGUUUAGAAAAUUUAGUAGUUGAGUAAUGGUACCCUUUUUGACACAGUGUCUUUCAGGAUUAUAGAUUUCUCUUUCUUCUUUUUCUUGUCCUUUUUUUUUUACACUUUCAGGAGAAAAUCUUACAUGUUUGUAUUUAAAUCAUAUAAAUAAAAAAGAGAAGAAAA